CCAAAGCCUCAGAAAUUGAUCAUGUGCAGAAAUGCAAAUGGACGAUUGGAUGCACCAGAACCAACCAACCCAAUUUACGGAUAUCUCAAAAGAGGUUUGUCCUUUUUGUGAAUUCCACUGUUAAUUUCCCUCCUCACAUGCCAACCGGUAUUUGAUUGACACUCCCUCUACGUCUCCACCUUUGGAGGUGUCUUGUCGCUCGAGAGUCGAGAAUUGGAGGGAGAGAAGUUGAAGAAGCAGCAUAUAGCAGCUCUUUUUCUACGAUGGAGAGCUUCGCGCUUUACUCUCCUUCCGUCACCAGCUUCGCCUGUUACUCUCGUAUUUCUUUAUCCCGCCGAUCACUGUCACAAUUUGGCGAGCCUCCUUCGUCCAUUUCUCCGGUACCCACAUUCCGACCAAUCGACGAUUUCAGAUAUUCUUCAACUCCUUUUUUCUGUUCUCACUUUCGACUCUCUCUCAUCAAGCCAAAACCCUUCGCCAAACCUUCCACUACUCAUAAAACGAUUCGAGCUUCUUCGACCUCAGACGAGAAGUUACAGACCAAUGGUUCUGGUUCUGGUUCCCAAGGAGCAAAGCUCGUCCCCUUCCUCAUCUCAGUCUCCAUUGGAGUGAUCGUUCGGUUCAUCGUUCCAAAACCAGUUGAGGUCUCUCUGCAAGCAUGGCAAUUGCUUGCCAUCUUCUUGUCAACCAUCGCCGGAUUGGUUUUGAAUCCUCUUCCCGUCGGUGCUUGGGCGUUUCUGGGACUAACAACCUCAAUUGUCACAAAAACGUUAACUUUCUCUACUGCUUUUGAAGCAUUCACCAACGAGGUGAUUUGGUUGAUCGUUAUCUCGUUUUUCUUUGCUCGGGGGUUCGUAAAGACGGGCCUCGGUGAUCGGAUUGCGACUUACUUCGUCAAGUGGCUUGGGAAGAGUACGUUGGGAUUGUCUUACGGGUUGACGCUUAGUGAAGCGCUUAUUGCUCCUGCGAUGCCCAGUACGACUGCUAGAGCAGGGGGUGUGUUCUUGCCGAUUAUUAAGUCCCUGUCGCUUUCCGCCGGUAGUAAGCCGGGCGAUCCCUCCUCCAAAAAGCUCGGGUCCUAUCUGAUUCAGUCGCAAUUUCAGUCCGCUGGUAACUCAAGUGCUCUUUUCCUAACUGCUGCAGCUCAAAACCUACUUUGCCUCAAAUUGGCUGAGGAACUUGGGGUGAAAAUUGCAAGUCCAUGGAUUUCCUGGUUCAAGGCUGCUAUUUUGCCGGCAUUUGUUUCUCUUCUGGUUACUCCAUUUAUCCUAUAUUUGAUCUAUCCCCCUGAAAUCAAAGAUACACCAGAUGCUCCUGCUAUGGCUUCAAAGAAACUGGAGCAGAUGGGUCCAAUCACAAGGAAUGAACUGGUGAUGAUUUGUGCAAUGCUUCUUGCAGUUUCUUUGUGGGUCUUUGGUGAUGCUCUUGGUAUAGCAAGUAUUGUUGCUGCAAUGCUUGGCUUAUCCAUACUCCUGCUUCUUGGAGUGCUGGAUUGGGAUGAUUGCUUAAGUGAAAAGUCAGCCUGGGAUACCUUGGCUUGGUUUGCGGUUCUGGUGGGCAUGGCAGGUCAACUAACAAACCUUGGUAUAGUAGCAUGGAUGUCUGACUGUGUGGCCAAGUCCCUCCAAUCUUUGUCAUUGAGCUGGCCAGCUGCAUUUGUUGUUCUCCAAGCAUCUUACUUCUUCAUCCACUAUUUAUUUGCAAGUCAGACUGGUCAUGUAGGAGCUUUGUUCUCUGCAUUUCUUGCCAUGCACUUGGCAUCCGGAGUACCUGGUGUUUUGGCUGCACUGGCUUUGGCAUACAACACUAAUCUCUUUGGUGCAUUAACACAUUAUAGCAGUGGUCAAGCUGCUGUAUAUUUUGGAGCGGGUUAUGUAGACCUUCCUGAUGUUUAUAGACUGGGAUUUGUAAUGGCCCUAAUAAAUGCUGUCAUCUGGGGAGUUGUUGGAGGUUUAUGGUGGAAAUUUUUAGGCCUCUAUUGAAUUCCUGCUAUCUGUAAGUUGUCUUUUCUUCUGAUUUUUGUAUACUGUUUUUAUGUUAGAUGUAGUCUGAAUGGUGAUUUCAUUGGAAGAAGAUGCCACAAGUUUUGUUUGGCUUUAAGACUUGAGUUCCCA
Molecule: messenger RNA, 2114 nt
Organism: Nelumbo nucifera (sacred lotus)
Lineage: Eukaryota; Viridiplantae; Streptophyta; Magnoliopsida; Proteales; Nelumbonaceae
Product: dicarboxylate transporter 2.1, chloroplastic-like
Biological process (GO): transmembrane transport
Cellular component (GO): membrane
Molecular function (GO): transmembrane transporter activity
Source: RefSeq, a predicted model, not a curated record